Molecule: messenger RNA, 2709 nt
Organism: Tuber melanosporum (Perigord truffle)
Lineage: Eukaryota; Fungi; Ascomycota; Pezizomycetes; Pezizales; Tuberaceae
Exons: 12
Coding region: 1-2604 (867 amino acids)
Biological process (GO): phosphatidylinositol phosphate biosynthetic process; phosphatidylinositol-mediated signaling
Cellular component (GO): membrane; cytoplasm
Molecular function (GO): 1-phosphatidylinositol 4-kinase activity
Source: RefSeq, a predicted model, not a curated record
AUGUCACAAUUGCUCUACAGAUGGAUCACUUCCGAGCACUUCAGUGACGACCCCUUUCUUGCUGUGGCAUAUCUCGCCCGGUACGCCAAACAGAUAGGAGUCCACCACUUUCUCUGUACAAAACUUCGAGAGUUCAGCUAUCCGGAGAUUGAAUUCUUCCUACCGCAACUAUGUCAUUUACUCGUAAGCAUAGAGGACACGGAGUCUGUGGCUUUGGAGGAAUUCAUUUUCGAACUGUGUGAACGAUCAGCGCAUGGAGCUCUCUUGAUAUUCUGGCUUUUCCAAACACAUCUUCAUGACCUUUCCGGGAAUCCACAGUCGAACGCUUUUAAGAUAUGCAGGCGCAUUUACAACAAGGUACAGCAUAUCGUUUUUGGUGGAGAGGAGAUCAGGAAACGAGAACGGUUAAAAGAAAAUGUCCUUCCGGUUACUCUGUUAGCCAGCCUGAUCCUCGGGAGUGUCGCCGCGCCCAUACUACCAAGGUUCGCAGGUCCUCUCGCUGUAGCCCAGGCACGGAAACAUAGGAAUCCCCCCGGCUCGAUAUCAGAGGUUCCGAGACUCGCUAGGAGCAAGACUGUUGCCUCUAGAACUAACUCCCGGCCCAAAAAAGAACGAGUGCCGCGAAGCCAGAGUUCGGAGGGUGUCGAGGGGUCUUCCAAGCCGGCCUCACGCCCCAAAUCACCGAACCCUCAGCAAGCUAAUGCAGGCCCCUCAAAAGCUGAAGCUCGGUCGUUUUCGUUGUCCAGGAGGCCGUCAAAGUCUGGGAGUUUGGAUGUUCCCCAUAUACCCCAAAGCUCUUCCUCGCUACCGGACCUCCGGAUGCAACGAAGUGCAACGGUCACCGAAUCGAGAUCCGGGACAAAUCGUCGUCGGGUAGGGAAGGAUAGGCCACUAACGCCUUCACUUUUGUCAACCUCGCAGAAGGUUCACAUGCUUAGGGCCAAUUACUUCAGGAACGAGACGCAAUUCUUGUCUGCAUUGGAGGAUAUAUCUAACAGGCUGGUUUUGGUACCUAAGCCUGCGCGAUUAAGUGCUCUACGUGCGGAACUUGCUUUGCUGAACAAUGACUUGCCUUCAGAGGUUGAUAUUCCGGUGAUUUGCCCGGCAACUGUGAUUGAGGGUGGCACGACGACUGGACACCAUCGAGUGGUCAGGAUCAACCCGGCCGAAGCUACUGUCUUAAACAGUGCAGAAAGAGUUCCCUAUCUGCUGAUGAUAGAGGUACUGCGGGACGACUUUGACUUUGAUCCUGAAAAAGAGGAGAACCAGAGACUAUUGGGAGUACUAUUAUCUGAGGGUGGAGGAAAGAAGAGGAUAUUUGAUUUGACCGAUCCCCCUCCUGGUCAUUAUCGGGGGAGUAACAGUGAGGCCAGCAGCUCCGACCAAUCCAUCGCUUCCACGGUAGCCCCAUCGCAUCUGCCCCGACUCUCUAGUGGUGCAACAACUUUAUCAACGGCAUCAUCAAUAGUAACUCCUCGGUCUUCUGAGCUUUCCUCGUCAAGCCGCACUGGAAGCCCUGCGCCGGGGAAGAAGUCAGCUUCCUACUCUCUCGCCCGAUCAGGCGGUGAGCAGCCUGACUUGUCGGCUCUUGCGACACAUAUGCGAACUGCCGCCCAAAUGCUGGCCCAGCUAGAUGCCAGCAGUUCCAAAACGCCGAAGAAUGAGGUGGCAGCUAUUAAGGCUAAAAUUAUUGCCAAAAAUGUGGAAGAAUGGAGCGCAAAGCGGGAGCGAAUCCGGAAAUCUUCUCCAUAUGGUUGGUGUAAGAAUUGGGAUCUAUUAAGCGUAAUUGUGAAGACAGGUGCCGACCUGAGGCAAGAGGCAUUCGCAUGCCAACUUAUUCACGUAUGUGGCAAAAUUUGGGAGAAGGCCGAUGUGCCUGUAUGGAUAAAAAGAAUGCGAAUUCUUGUUACCGGAGAGUCGUCGGGGUUAAUUGAGACCAUUACAAACGGAACUUCUCUUCACUCCCUGAAACGGAGUCUCACCAUAGCAUCCAUAACCUCUAUGAAGAACCCUCGGGGGCGAAUUGCGUCUCUUAAGGACCAUUUCGUGAAAACAUUUGGCGAACCUGAGUCAGAUACGUAUAAAACAGCAGUAGGCGCAUUCACACAGUCACUGGCAGCGUACAGCAUAAUAUGCUAUAUUCUGCAGUUGAAGGAUCGACAUAAUGGUAAUGUCUUAAUAGACAAUCAGGGCCACAUCAUUCACAUCGACUUCGGUUUCAUGCUGUCCAAUUCCCCUGGCUCCGUAGGCUUCGAGUCUGCUCCGUUCAAGCUCACCCAGGAGUAUGUCGAUGUCCUCGGUGGUGCCCAGUCGGCUGAAUUCGCCAAAUUCAGAGCAUUGUGCAAGCAGGCUUUUCAAGCCCUGCGGAAGUCGGCAGACAACAUCGUCCUCCUUGUCGAGCUGAUGGGCAAAGAAUCCCGAAUGCCCUGCUUCGCUUCCGGCGCAGAGUACGCGACAAACCACCUGCGGCAAAGGUUCCAGUUACAACUCAGUGAAGCUGAGGCGGAAACCUUCGUCGAUGAUGUCUUGAUACAAAAGUCCCUAGGAAGUUAUUUUACGCGGAUGUACGAUCAAUUCCAAUACCUCACCCAGGGUAUCUAUUGAAGCGGGUAAUUUUGCUACUCUUGUAUUCGAAGGAAGCUCCGUAGAAAGACACUUCAGGGUGCGCACGGAGGGGAGAGUAAAAAAAUAGGAAUGAAAAUAGAAAUA